GAAUGCGCACUCAAAAACAGUGAAUAAAAAGAAGAUUCUUCCUUCUCCUUGACAAAGCGAAGCCAAAAAAAUCCAUCUCUCUUUCGUAAGUAAAUCCCUCAAAAUUCCAUUUCCAUCUCCAUCUCCAUCUCCAAUGAAAACUUAUUGAAUUCUGGGAUUUCUGUUUAAUUCAGAAGAAAUGACCAACAAUAGCAGCGCCAACAGUGACAGUAACGGUACCAACAUUCACAAUCAAGAUCUGGGCUGGUAUUUCUUGGAGCUGGCGCGUCUCGGCGCGAGCAGAGCGACGCAUUUGGAGGACACGGAGGAGCAGCUACCCAGCGAACUCAACACCAUCAACAGCUCCGGGGGGUUCCUGCUCGUGUCCACUGAUAAGCUUUCCGUAAAGUACACGGGCGUCAACCUACACGGCCACGACGUUGGGGUCGUUCAGGCUAACAACCCGGCUCCGGUCAAGCGACUCGUCUACUAUUUUGAGAUUUUCGUGAAGGACGCUGGGGCCAAAGGCCAGAUCGCCAUAGGCUUCACAACUGAUACUUUCAAGAUGCGGAGGCAGCCCGGGUGGGAGGCAAAUAGUUGUGGAUACCAUGGGGAUGAUGGAAUGCUUUAUCGUGGACAAGGAAAGGGAGAGACUUUUGGCCCAACCUACACAGCUAGUGACAUAGUUGGCGCUGGAAUUAAUUAUGCUUCACAGGAAUUCUUUUUCACUAAAAAUGGGGCCGUAGUAGGAGCAGUGUACAAGGACAUGAAGGGUCCCUUAUUUCCAACCAUUGCUGUUCACAGCCAAAAUGAGGAGGUUCAGGUCAAUUUUGGGCAGAAGUCAUUUGCUUUUGAUGUUAAGGAUUUUGAAACACAAGAGAGAAUGAAGCAACAAGCAACUAUUGAAAAGAUAUCUUUGCCACCAAACGUCAGUUAUGGAAUUGUUCGCUCCUACUUACUUUUUUAUGGCUAUGAAGAUACACUCAAUUCAUUUGACGUAGCUAGUAAAACUACUGUGCCUCCUGUGUAUAUGGCUCAAGAGAAUGGCUUUAAUGAGCAGGACAUCGUUUAUGCAUUAAACCAGAGAAAGACUCUUCGAAAGCUAAUAAAGAGUGGGGAGAUUGAUUCUGCACUUGGUAAACUUCAUGACUGGUAUCCCCAGAUUGUUCAGGAUGAUAAAUCAGCUACCUGCUUUCUUCUUCACUGUCAAAAGUUCAUUGAAUUGGUUCGUGUUGGGGCACUGGAGGAAGCUGUGAAGUAUGGAAGAAUUGAACUGGUAAAGUUUUUUGGGUUGGCCGGUUUUGAGGAUCUUGUUCAGGAUUGUGUUGCCUUGUUAGCAUAUGAACAACCACAGAAGUCAUCAGUUGGAUAUCUGCUUGAAGAGUCGCAGCGAGAAGUCGUGGCUGACACGGUUAAUGCCAUGAUCUUGUCAACGAAUCCCAAUUUGAAAGACUCACACGCUUGCUUGCAGUCAUGUCUUGAGAGGCUACUCAGGCAGCUAACUGCUUGUUGCUUGGAGAGAAGGUCCUUAAAUGGGGAUCAAGGUGAAGCUUUCCAUUUGCACAGAGAACUCGACAUCGGUAAGAACUAAGAAGGUUAAGUGCUAGCUGAUGCGUUGGUCACACCUCUCCAUCUUCCCCUUGAUAGCAAAAGUUGCCUAAGCUGCUGCAAGCGAACGCAUUGGUUUUAGGUUAUGGUAUACUGUAUAGAUGCUCCCUUGCUACUUGGCUGAUUCGC
Molecule: messenger RNA, 1716 nt
Organism: Juglans microcarpa x Juglans regia
Lineage: Eukaryota; Viridiplantae; Streptophyta; Magnoliopsida; Fagales; Juglandaceae
Product: ran-binding protein M homolog
Exons: 10
Coding region: 179-1570 (463 amino acids)
Biological process (GO): cell surface receptor signaling pathway; cytoskeleton organization
Cellular component (GO): cytoplasm
Molecular function (GO): protein binding
Source: RefSeq, a predicted model, not a curated record